Messenger RNA from Podarcis raffonei (Aeolian wall lizard), 700 nucleotides. RefSeq names its product family with sequence similarity 89 member B (gene FAM89B). NCBI's taxonomy places the organism in Eukaryota, Metazoa, Chordata, Lepidosauria, Squamata, Lacertidae. Bases 81 to 623 code for a protein of 180 amino acids. The record is from RefSeq and is a predicted model, not a curated record. The transcript has 2 exons.
GGGCUGAUUUCGACUCCCCACCCCCGCUUCCUCUCUCUCCUCUCCUCCCUCACCCCCCAAACAUAUUCCUCUCCUUCGCCAUGACUUGCCUGCAGUCCUCCCAGGACAGCCUGGCGGGGAACGUGUGCGCCAUCGAGGGUCUCCCCCCGCUGCCCAAGGGGCUCAGCGGGAUCCUCAACUCCAGCGGAGGCUCGUGGCGCGAGAUUGAGAAAGUUUACAGCAAGAAGACGCGCAUCCAGGACGACCUGAGCAAGUCCCAGGCCACCUCGGAGAAGCUGCUGCUCCGGAGCAAGCCCGCCAACCUGGACUCGGCCCUGGCGGUGCUGCGCAAGGAGAUGGUGGGGCUCCGGCAACUGGACAUGUCUCUGCUCUGCCAGCUCUGGUCCCUGUACGAGUCCAUUCAGGAAUACAAGGGCCUCUUCCAGGACAUGUCUUCCUCGCUGCACUCGGAAGGCAGCCUGGCUGCUGAAAACGGCUUCUCAGAUGAGGACGAGGACUUCGAGGUGGAUCAGAUGAGCCCCGAUGGGCACAAGGAGAACCCGCUGGGCCAGCGGCUCCGCCUGCUCCAGCCCCAGAACUCCCGGGAUCAGUGGCUCCAGGACUCCUUCCACAUCACCAUCUGAAGCCUCUGCCUCUGCUCCGCACUUGCCUUCCCCCCCUCCGUGUGUCGGCUGCCGAACCCGACUCCUGCAUCUUUCAC